Messenger RNA from Rhipicephalus microplus (southern cattle tick), 7091 nucleotides. RefSeq names its product matrix metalloproteinase-2. NCBI's taxonomy places the organism in Eukaryota, Metazoa, Arthropoda, Arachnida, Ixodida, Ixodidae. Gene Ontology annotation, cellular component: extracellular matrix. Gene Ontology annotation, biological process: collagen catabolic process; extracellular matrix organization; proteolysis. The record is from RefSeq and is a predicted model, not a curated record. Gene Ontology annotation, molecular function: metalloendopeptidase activity; zinc ion binding.
CCUCCGCCGGAGCCGGUCGCCUGGGCGUCGACGGAGGAGAGCGCGGGUGCGUCGUGCGGCCGUCGCCGCUGCUGGGACGAAGAUGUGCGCGCGAAAUGGGACGACACGCGGGAAAACGGCCUUCUAGUUCGAGGCAUGGCGAUCGCUGGCCGAUCGAGUCGACGACAGCAGAGACCACGUCGCUAGACUUAGGCAAAUGCAGGGUCCCGUCGGCCAGAGGUGCCCGUCAGCCCGGAGGAGGCGGCAGGCCGCCUUCCAGCUGCUGCUGCUGAUGACCGUGGCGACGACGUCCGAGGCGCGCCCGGCAACGGAGCUCUCGGAUGCGGAUGCCCUGGGCUUCUUGGAGCGUUUCGGCUACAUGGGCGACACGAGCCGCAACGCGGUGCUUCCCUCGGACAACCUGCGCACCGAGCAGGGCUUCCGGGCGGCGCUGCGGCGCAUGCAGCGCUUCGCGGGACUGCGGCCCACCGGACAGCUGGACGCCGAGACGAUGGCCAUGAUGAAGAGGCCCCGCUGCGGAGUUCCCGACGUCAUCGGGCACGCCGAGCGCGUCAGGCGCUACGCGCUACAGGGCUCCAAGUGGGACAAGACAGACCUCACGUGGAGCGUGGAGGACUUCCCGCGUCAGGCCGACCGCGGCAUGAUCCGGUCGGCGAUCGGCAAGGCGCUGAAGGUGUGGAGCGACGCGUCCAAGCUUCGCUUCACCGAGAUCGCCGCCGUGUCGAGCCGCCGCCGCAGGCCAGGCGACGACGACGACGGCGGAGCCGACAUCGCGGUGUCGUUCGCGAGGCUCGACCACGGCGAUGGCUACUCGUUCGACGGGCCGGGCACCGUCCUGGCGCACGCCUUCUUUCCCGGAGAAGGCAGGGGCGGGGACGCGCACUUCGACGCCGACGAGAACUGGAUCACCGGCACGCCCAACAGGGAGUCCAAUGAGGUGAGCCUGUUCGCUGUGGCGGCGCACGAAUUCGGCCACUCGCUGGGUCUGUCCCACUCGUCGGUUCCCGGGUCACUGAUGUACCCCUACUACCAGGGAGUCAAGGAGGACUUCCAGCUACCUUACGACGACAAAGUGGGCAUCCAGAGGCUCUACGGUGCCAAGUACCCGACCAAAUGGGCGUCCAUGCAGCCCAUCAUCCCGCGGACGACGACUCCGUCCCCAGCGGGACGGGGGCCACAUGGACGACAGCCGGUCGCUGGCGGCGGAGGAGGACAGCCCCGGGGAGGACAGCCCCGAGGAGGUCAGCCCCAGCAGCCACCGGCGCCAAGGCCACCCCAGCAGCCUCCGCCGCAGACGCCGGUGGACGACGGGAAACCCGACGGCUGCAGUACUUCCAUCGACGCCAUCGCCGUCAUUCGACGCGAGCUGUUCGUCUUCAAAGGAAAGUACUUCUGGCGUAUCAACGAGCAGGGCCUCAAAGAAGGCUACCCCGUGGAGAUCAGUCUCUUCUGGUUCGACCUGCCUCCUAACUUCGAGAAGAUCGAUGCCGUCUACGAGAGGCCCGACCAAAAGAUAGCCUUCUUCAUAGGUCGCCAAUACUGGCUGUUCAGCAGCAACCGUCCCUUGCCUGGCUACCCUCGGCCACUGACCAACUUAGGCCUCCCAGCCAGCUUGACGCAUGUGGAUGCAGCCAUGGUGUGGGGACACAACGGGAAGACGUACUUCUUUAGCGGCGACCAGUACUGGCGCUAUGACGAGUUCGACCGCAGCGUCGAGUUCGACUACCCACGACAUAUACGCAUGUGGAGGGGUGUGCCACACGGCGUCGAUGCUGCUUUCCAGCACACUGACGGCCAGACAUACUUCUUCAAGGGACAGAAGUUCUGGCGGUUCAAUGACCGUCGCAUGCACAUAUACAACAGGACGCAACACGUCGGCGAGUGGUUUGGCUGUCCCGUGGCCAAGGCCUCUUAUGCAGAUGAGCACAGUGCCCUGAGCAGCAAUGCGGUGUUUACACUGGUCUCAACCCCUCUUCUUAUACUCGUUACUGCCCUCACAUUGGCCCUUGGGCAAAGAUCUUGAUCAUGACCACUAGUUAUAAGGGUCUGGAUAUAACUAAUGGCACCCUCUUGACAUGGUGGACAAUGAGGGUAGUGUGUCAGCAUUCUUCUGGUGUAGGUGCUGGCUGCAGCCAUGGUGAAAGCAAAUAUGCACAGGUACAGCUGCUAGCUCUACUUGAUUCUUUUGUGCAAGUGGUUUCCAGCUGGGCAAAGGAACUCUUGAUCAUCUGUACUCAAUUUUCGUGAAGGGCUUAGAAUUCGUUUAACUGUUACAGUUGCACCAGCUGAGAGAAAAAAAAAUCCAACUAAGAGUGUAUGCACGUACGGAAUGUUUGCGAAUCCUUGUCAAAUACUCUACAAAAUCUUGUAGAAGAUGCUAUAUCAGUAGCGACAAAAAUUGAUAAAACAAGGCUUACACAGCUGGCACCUCACAAUAUACACACGAUGCAUUUUCAUAUGCAAGGUACUUGUGUGAUGAGCCUGCGAUUGCCUACUCUGUUCUUGAUGCAAAAGCACUGGAGCGAAUCUUAAUGACUUCCCGUUUCUUAUAAGGGCUACCUCAUUAAAGACUGCCACUAAACAAUGCACACAUCGACAAUGUGCCUGCCCUCUACACAGGAGAGUAAAAAUUUUCGUCUAUCUCCACUGAUGUAAUUGGUAGACUAGUAUAUUCAGUGUGUGUGCAUCAAAUACUCAUUACCAUUUGCUUCACCAUUCUCACUCUAGCAGAAGGUCUGGGAAAUUAAAAAAGGAAGUAUUGCAACCAUCUUGAUAUAAUCUAAGCCAGAUGAGAAAAUGUCAAGCACGAGAGUACGGUCUCAUGAGUGCCCCUAAGCCCUGAAUGAAUAAAGUAAAAUAGAUCUUUGUCUUUAUGAGCACCACAGCUCCUAGCCAAAUGUAGGUCACAUUUUGAAUGAAGCCGUUUAGAUAGUUUAAUUACUUCUUAGAAUUCAUCGUCAUUGUUUCAGUGUGCCUUUGCUUCAAGAUAGCAUCAUCAGGAGUGCGGCGGCUGUAAAUGCCUGUUGCGAUGCACUUUUGUGCUACGAGACGUUCCAAGUGCGUUGUUUCCAGUGUGAUAUAAGAAAUGUGUGCCAUUUGCAUUAUUUAUUUCAUUCAGCUGUGUUUUUCAAUCUUUUCAUGUCUACUGAUGUGAUGCUUUUUCAUGUAUUUUGGUAAUCAAUAUUGCUUUUUAUAAUAUGUAAAGCUACUAUUUUGCACAUAAACUGCAGAAAAUACUUUUGAGUAGACAUGGUAAAUUAUAACAUGCAACAGUUGGGAUGAACGAUGGACACAACGUUGUCAACUCAGGAAUACUGCAAGAGCCAGUGUUAGCACUAUGCAGUUAUCCUAAGUUACAACAAAAUGCUCAUGAUUACGAUGAACGCCUUCAAGUUGGACAUCAUGCUCUUUGAACAGAAAUGCAACUAAACGAAAACGGGCCUUUUCGGAAAUAUUCAAUGGCUAAAACGGAAACUUGUUUUUGUAAUUGACAGUCCAGUAGGAUGACGCCGAAACGUUUUUAGGCUCAAUUGUGUGACACUACUACAGUUAAACUGUUCAAAUACAGAUCAUUAAUAGGAGCAACUUAUUUUUACAUAUUUGAUAUCAAAUGCAGACCACUAGACACGCAGUUGUGGAAAGCUCGUAUGUGCCAUUUCAUACAGAGAAAGACAGCUGAAUGUUCUACAUUCACCUUAAUGCAUCUAAGCAUAAACAAUGUAAAAACUCAUACUGAUAUGAGGUACAGUGCGGUACCUCUGUGAUAAAAGGUCAAUAUUUUUCAGAUAUAUAAUAUUGAAAGGCCAGAAAUGUCCCAAGAAAAAUUUUGCCUGUGGUGCAAACUGAAUAGUGCUGAAAUAUGUAAACACAAUCAGCGACAAUAUUAGAUGAGCUAGUUAGGGCUACUUGAAGAGAUAAUAUGAUUAAGGUGACCUAGUUAGCACACACCACAACAAUAAGUGCACCUUUCUGUGCACCAUCACUCAUAAUCUUGUCCUAUUUUUAACAUGUUCGCUUUUAGAAAAUGCACCAGCACUGAACCUUUGCUCAUUUACCUGGACUAGGAUACUUAAUGGGUGCAAUGUGCUUGUAAUGACUGUCCUAAGAUUGUCCUGCAACGCACAUUAACUGUCUAGAUAUCACAACACAUGAGACUCCAAACACAUUCUGGUAGAAGCUUGCUCCUUGAUACUACACACAAGCACUCUAGUGUAGUUAGUGAAAACACAUCUACCACUUCAAAGAUAAAAACCAACCUCAUAAUAGAGCUAUGGAGGUAAUUCAUACACUACCGAUGCUGUCUCAGGAUGGACUGCCUUCUAACAAGACCCUGAAGCACUUUUCCAAGUAAAUGAUCAGUUGACCUCAUUAUCAAAGUUUAUUGCCUCACAAAUUGAACAUUAAAAAAUUUUUUUCAGAUCUAUCAAGUGUAAGUGGAGAUGCAGGGAUUGGUUGGACCCUUUAAGUGCUUUCUCUCUUUUUUUUAUCUUGAUGAGCAAUCUGAAGGCUAGGCAGGGCGGGAUGAUAAGGGAGGGAAAAGCUACUAUGUCGUGUGCAUUUUUACAUGUGAUCACUCACUUAUUAUGCGAUUCUGAUGCACACUAGUGUUGCUAAUGUGUAAUUUUAGCGCACUGUAGAGCCUGGUGCCCGGCAAGUGAUGCCACCCCAUGGCAACAAGCCCUCCAAGAGAGAGCAUGGGCCUCUGUAAGAAGAGAGGGCACUUGAGAAAGGGUCAACUUUGUGCUCUGCUCACAAACAAACGCUUCUUGCCAUACACGGCUGCAAGAUUUGACUGAGCUGUUUACAGCAGCAUCUGCUUUCCGCUGUAUGAAUUUUUUUACCAACCAAGAGGGGUGGUAGAGGAACCAUUCAAGUGGCCCCAGCUGCUUCAUUUAUGCAAAACUUCAUGGGAUAUGGUCAUGAGAAGCAAGCACACCAAACAUCAAUGUGUUUUGUGCAAGCACUUUUAAUGUCUACUAAAUGGCCUCUUUCCUCUAACCUUGUUUUGAGUUUAUUUGCGAAAGUGCACGAUGCACAAGAUGCCGAAGUACUACAUGCGUGUUAGCCAACAUUUAUGGUGUUUGCAUUCCACUGUUGUGCUUGCAAAAUAGAAUAAUAGAUGCAUCUCCUGUAUGGUGCCAUUUCACAAUGCUGCAGUGCCUCAGUGCUUUAUGCCUUGCAAUUGCUACCCGUCCUAAACUUUUGCGCCAUGUGUGAAACUAGUAGAAAAACUGUUUUGGUGAUAUGUCAAUAUGGUCAGUGCAGUGUAUCCUACGUGCUUGGCUGCCAAAAAUGAUAUUUUAUAUCUUCUAGAUUAACUGAACAUAGGCAAUGGUGUAUUCGUGUUGUGACAUCUUAGAUCGUCGGCACGAGCACUACGAAGCCUUCUUUAAUGAUUGUUUCACCAAACUUUUAAAAAUUAACGCAUUAACUACCACAGCUUCAAAAUAAGGGUGCCUCACUCGUGCUGUUACUGGACUGCUUGGCCUUCUUGCUACACGCUUUUAGGAUAUAUCUUGUUUAUUCUGCAUUGUCAGAUAUGUUAUGCACAUCCAAAAAUGUGUGUUGUUUUAGGCACUUUUUAUACGUGUGUGUACAUUUAGUUUCAUUUAUUACAAUAUAUACAACAUUUUUGUAAAUAAGUCGUGUGUAUAUACAUUUUAUUUUGAUGAUUAAAAGAGUAUGAAUCGUUUGCCUAAAAAAUUUUGAACGAAUCAUAGCAAAUGCACAAGAAGAUAUAAAAUGACAGCAUGAAACCAAGAAGACAAAGUGUGAGCGAUGCUACCUUUUCUAGUCAGCCAAUUUUACAGGCAGUCAGUGAAGUGACCAUGAAACAAGAGGAGCUGAAGUAACUGUAUGAACCCAGGGAAGGGUGGUCAAUUGCUCAUAUGAAGCCAUGAAAACGUAACGUUACACCAUAGCUACUGGGAACAAUUUGGAGAGCAGGCUACACAGCUGAAGAUGUGCCAUUGUAAUGCCCUAAAUUAUCACUCUGUUUGGUACAUUUUUUCAGGGACCAAGGUAGCCUCCCUUAUUUCAUACUUGUGGACAAAACAGUGCUCAUUCAGAGCACAAUAUUAGGUAUGUUAUGGUUUGUAAUGUUAGACACUAAGGAAAGAACUUACGAGGAUAAAAAGUCACACUUAUGGCUUUAUGAGAGUAUCCCUUGUUUCGUGGCUGCAAACUAGGAAAGUAAACAAACACAACUCUUUUUCUUUAAGAGCUGUAAAACUGUACAACAUUUAUUGCCUUUGAUGAUCAGACAAUUUAGUAGACAAAUCGAGGUUAAGAUAAUAUUUAUGGCUCAUAGAUCCGUCGCUAACAGUAUGAAUAUUCGUGCACAUGCACAGAAUGCUUUGAUUUUGGCUUAUAAGGCACGGAGAAUCUGAAAAUCAAUGCAUUAAAGACUAAACAUACAGCAGUCGCAUGACAACUUAAAGUUUUUAGGAAGCUCCUUCACUUUUGAAUUUGAGGCAGUCUUGAAAAAAAGAAAAAAAAAAUUAUGUGCCACUAUGAACACAAACAUCUUUCUAUUUGAAUACAAAAAUUUACUCUAGGGUACACUAAAGGAAAAUACUAUUUUAUGUCAGAGUGACAGGUCAAUGUCACAGAACCUCUAGAGUUUUCAUAAUGUGCUCAACAGUGUUUUAGUAAUAGAGAAAUCAAGAAAAAUGGAGGACACAAUUUAUGCUGUACGUGGAUUCCUGUUGUUAGUCAAUGGACAGGAUAAAGUAACAUGGUUGACUGAACACAGGGCAGACACUUUGAAAAAUGCAAAGUUCAAGACUCAUCUUAAGUUCACAUUUGUAGUACAUUAAAAAAAAAUGCUACCAAGAUAACUAGGAAACAAAACGCCAACAGCCCGCUUAGGUCAACUGCUGUGCACCACUGCAGAGAAACAAAUGGUUGUGGAAUUUCUUUUUCAAUGAUGUAUGCUUUGCAUAUGCUACGAACAAACAGAUAUGAUGUGCCUUUUAUAUUUUAACCAAGCAACUUAUGAAUGUGUCUUCAUCUUGUGAAACGGUUUAUUCCUUGCAGAUUUGUAUUGGAAACUUGUGCAUUGUGAGAAAUAAAAAAAAAAGAAAAACUCA